Messenger RNA from Plectropomus leopardus (leopard coralgrouper), 3271 nucleotides. It is a transcript of the gene ryk, whose product is annotated as receptor like tyrosine kinase. Gene Ontology annotation, molecular function: ATP binding; protein kinase activity. Gene Ontology annotation, cellular component: signaling receptor complex; plasma membrane. The record is from RefSeq and is a predicted model, not a curated record. Gene Ontology annotation, biological process: positive regulation of phosphatidylinositol 3-kinase/protein kinase B signal transduction; axonogenesis; protein phosphorylation. Lineage: Eukaryota; Metazoa; Chordata; Actinopteri; Perciformes; Serranidae.
GGAGAAACCUGGAUGAAUUAGCUCCUCUGCUACUUUAGGACACAUUUUUCCUUCUUUCGUUUCCGCCUGAAAGAAUCAAAGCGCCUCAAUGCGGCGGUGUGCGUUUAAUGCGCCGGAAAAAACGUCGUAAACUUUAACAUCCAGACGGUGAACGGCGGUCUGACCGCGGACGGUGAGUUAGCUCGACCCGACGAAAGUUAGCCUGCUCCGGCUAACUUAGUUAGCCCGCCUCGGUUAGCAAAGAGGACACAAAAACAGCAGGCGAGUUAAAAAAAAAAAAGGGUAAAAGUGGCGCCGCGGCGGAAAGUUACUCGUUAUGUUGCCUCCCGGGAUUAACUUCAGAUACGGAUGAGACAGAAGUUGGACACCGGGGGACACCGAGAACUACCGACGGAUAUGUUGGGGUUGGUUCCCGGCUCUGGAGGUUGGCCACACUCGGUGCUGUGGAGGCUCGGGGGCUUCUUCCCUCUGCUGCUGGAGGGGGCCGCCUGCCUGGCCAACCCGGGAGGCUCUACCGGCCUCAACAACAACAACAACAACAACAACAACAACAACAACAACAACCACCCGAGUGUCAACAUUUACAUGAGCGUCGAGGAGGUGAAGAAGCUUUUAGGCCUCGAUGCAGAGCUCUACUAUGUGCGAGACGAUGUGGUGAAUCAUUAUGCUCUCUCCUUCACCCUGCCGGUGCCCAGCGAGACCAACAGCCUUCACUUCUCAUGGCAUUCCAAGACCAAGGUUGACUACCGGCUUGGCUUCCACAUGGAGAACCCUGUUGCCAUGAACCAACCGCAGAGCAACAUCUCCAGUCAGGGGGAGGUGCCCCGAGUUCCCUCUGUCUUUAGAGUGGACCUCUUCUGUUCCGGCAAAGUCGAUGGAGAGGCUGUUUUAACGGUGCAGCUCAACCUGACCAUCCAUGCCAACAACUACACAGUGCUCAACUUCAAGAGGAGGAAAAUGUGCUACAAAAGAAUCGAUUCUGACCCAAAGAUUCCCAUCAUCCCCAACAACAACACUCAACGGCCUGAGUAUGGUGUGAGCACCCCCACCACCUCCACCCAGGUCUUCUAUAUAAGUGUGAGCGUCUGCUGCAUUGUCAUCUUUCUCGUGGCCAUCAUCCUGGCCAUCCUGCACCUGCACAGCAUGAAAAGAGUGGAGAUGGAGGACAGUGUGAGUGACAGUGGGAGCUCACAGGGCCUGUCUCAGCCGUCCACGCAGACCACACAGUACCUGAGGGCGGACACGCCAAACAACGCCGCCCCUGUCACCAACAAUCACCCUGGUUCUGCACCCAUUCUCCAGCUUGCUGCCUCCUCCUUCCAAAACCCCGGUGUCCCCCCUCAUGAAACCAAAAGUUACCCCUCGCUCCGCAUCGAGAAGAACGACCUGAGGAGCGUCACUCUGAUCGAGGCCAAAGCUAAAGUGAAAGACAUUGCCAUCUCGAGGGAGAGAGUCACACUGCGAGACGUCUUGCAUGAAGGCACAUUUGGCCGCAUCUUCCACGGCGUGCUGCUGGACGAGAAGGACCCCAGUAAGGAGAAGCAGGUCUUUGUGAAGACAGUGAAAGAUCAUGCGUCUGAGGUGCAGGUGACCAUGAUGUUGACUGAAAGCUGCAAGCUUCGUGGACUUCACCAUCGAAAUCUGCUGCCUAUAAGUCACGUGUGCACGGAGGACGGAGAGAAGCCCAUGGUGCUGCUGCCUUUCAUGGCUUGGGGGAAUCUCAAGUUGUUCCUGCGGCAGUGCAAGCUAGCUGAGGCCAAUAACCCACAGGCGAUCUCUCAACAAGACCUGGUUUACAUGGCCAUCCAGAUUGCAUGUGGGAUGAGCUACCUGGCUCGCAGGGAGGUCAUACACAAAGACCUCGCUGCCAGGAACUGCGUCAUUGACGAUAACAUGCAGGUGAAGAUAACAGACAAUGCCCUUGCCCGAGACCUGUUUCCGAUGGAUUACCACUGUCUGGGGGAUAAUGAGAACAGGCCGGUCCGCUGGAUGGCCCUGGAAAGUUUGCUCAACAACGACUUCUCGAGUGCAAGUGACGUGUGGGCCUUCGGCGUGACGCUGUGGGAACUGAUGACUCUGGGUCAGACGCCGUACGUCGACAUCGACCCGUUUGAGAUGUCGGCCUACCUGAAGGACGGGUACAGAAUAGCACAACCAAUCAACUGUCCAGAUGAACUCUUUGCAGUGAUGGCGUGCUGCUGGGCGCUGGACCCGGAGGAGCGGCCCAAGUUUCAGCAGCUCGUUCAGUGUCUCACAGAGUUCCACGCAGCGUUGGGCGCUUACGUGUGAAAACAAACUAAUUUUUUUUUUUCCAGGAGCAGCGACACUAAAGGCUGGCGGACACUUCUCAUAAGGAAUACGUUAAUGUGCCUUAUCAGAUGAAAAAGGCAGACUUUGGCCUGACGUUUUUAUUUUGUACAGUCCUUUUGGGGUUUUUAUAUAGUUGAAUUACCUUUUUACAGCAUAGCAAAGUAAAAGGAUUCUUUGAUUUUUAUUUUUUUUUCCUAUGAAAGCGUCUAAAAAGGUGGUGCUCCUCUCCUGCAUUCCUGGACGUUUUGUGCCGUCGGACAGUUUUUUUUUAAUUGAAGCUUCCGACAAACUGGUUUUAAAGACAGUAUUUUCUACAGUUUUCUAACUUAGUGAAAGAGUGUAAAUUGUAGACGUGGAUGAGAGUACCUCUACAGCGGGAGGAUUUUAGGUACCAAAGUAGACGUAAGGGCUUCAUUUGUAUAUGUAACCACACUCUCAAACAUGGUACGAGACGCCUCGAGGAAACCACAUUUGUUGAUUUCUUUGCGAAUGGUACGCCGUUUCCUCUGGACGACGCUCUUUUCUUUUUUCCUUCUUCGUGGAUCAAACGUAUGGACGCCACAGCUUGUACAAAAUUCAGCAUCGCAAAGCUACAUUUAUGACUUGAUUUUGAAACGUCCGGAGUGGAUUUUGGACACUAAUUGAACGCCACCAGCUUCUCCCUCUUUUGUACAUUUUAUUUCCACUGUCACAUCCUCCGAACAGAAUUAUCAUUUUUUUAAUAAGCUUGAUUGUUCUGCGUCAGAACACAGCCCCUUCACAGGAUUUCUUUGAUUUUUGUGAAUAACUAGAACAAUAAUAAUCACUGUGAACACACAAAACCGCCCACCAGCUUCGGUCUAAUCUUAUUCUCACACCUCGAAACAUCUUUGCGUGUUUAUGGUCACUGCAUGUUGAAUUAAGGUUUUAAACUGCUUCCCGAAUUUCAUAUCCACAAAUUAAAUGGGAUCUUUUAAAUAUA